AGUUUCCUGUUUCUUUUAUUAAGAACGCUCAUGCUUUGCCUGGAACCCUAGCAUUCCCCUCUUCCCCUUCAGCUUUAGCUCUCGCUCGAAGUCUGAGUUCUCUUUUGAUUGAUCAGUGAGAAGAUGACACUAUCUGAAGAAGAGCUCAAAAGGCUUUUCAGGGUCCGUAAGACACUGAUGCAGAUGCUGAAGGAUCGUGAUUACUUUGUUACAGAUUCUGAAAUCGGGAUGACCAAGGGACAAUUCAUUAUGAAAUAUGGCGAGAACAUGAAAAGAGAGGACCUUGAUGUUCAGAAGGCAAAGAGAAACGAUAGCUCCGAUCAGAUCUAUAUUUUCUUCCCCGAGGAAGCAAAGGUGGGAGUUAAGACGAUGAAAACAUACACCAACCGCAUGAAAUCCGAAAAUGUUUCCCGUGCAAUUUUGGUGGUGCAGCAAAACUUGACCCCUUUUGCCCGUACUGUCAUUAAUGAGAUUUCCUCCAAGUUUCACUUGGAAGUUUUCCAGGAGGCAGAAUUGCUGGUGAACAUAAAAGAACAUGUUCUUGUCCCUGUCCAUCAAGUGCUUGCAUCCGAGGAGAAAAGAACUUUGUUGGAACGAUACACCGUUAAGGAGACACAGCUUCCGCGUAUACAGGUAACGGAUCCGGUAGCGAGAUACUUUGGGCUAAAACGAGGACAAGUCGUGAAGAUUAUACGUCCUAGCGAAACUGCCGGUCGUUAUGUCACGUACCGAUACGUUGUGUGAUAACUCUUUUAGUUUCCGAUGUCUUGUUUAGGGCAAAUAUCUUCAAGAACUGAGAGUUUGUAACUGAAUGUUUCCAUGGAAACGGAAACAGAGACAGCUUUUCUCUUGACUAAGACAGCAAAUGCUACAUAGAUGUACAACCUCGUUCACAUAAUCUUUCCAAAUUUUUUUUUAAA
Messenger RNA from Tarenaya hassleriana, 920 nucleotides. RefSeq names its product DNA-directed RNA polymerases II and IV subunit 5A. Gene Ontology annotation, cellular component: RNA polymerase III complex; RNA polymerase II, core complex; RNA polymerase I complex. Gene Ontology annotation, molecular function: DNA binding; DNA-directed RNA polymerase activity. The record is from RefSeq and is a predicted model, not a curated record. The coding region runs from base 124 to 744 and encodes 206 amino acids. NCBI's taxonomy places the organism in Eukaryota, Viridiplantae, Streptophyta, Magnoliopsida, Brassicales, Cleomaceae. Gene Ontology annotation, biological process: DNA-templated transcription. The transcript has 5 exons.